AUGUUUAUCAGAUACCAAGUGAAGCGCGAGAAGUCCCCUUUUCAGCAAGUUUGGGACGAAGUUUUCACUCCUGUCUGGUUCAAGCUACUCAAGGGACCGCAGGAUAUCUUCAUUCAGCGCACGGCGAAGAUUUUUUCUGCCAGAUACGAACGUUGGGAAUACAACGCUCUCGUCGCGCGUUACAGAGGAAUGGGAAUUAUGGCCGAUGACGCUAUGAACGACAAGGAUAUGAUUGUUGAACGAGCACUAGAUAUCAUUCCAGAAGAUAUCCGAAUCCAGAGGUACAGACGAAUGAUGAGAGGGGCCGUUCUGGCUGGCCGAAAGCUGCAUCUUCUACUAGAGCUGCAAAACUACGAUCCUAUGGUCCCCUACAUGGCGCCUUAUAUAGAGGAGGCCAAGUUCCAAAUGCAAGAAGAACAAGAAUUGCUGGCUUUCCAUCCUUGGGAUCGCCGACUGUACGUCUCGGGGUUGAUAGCGUCUCUCGGUAGGCUUUGGAACAGGGGAGUACUUAGAGAGUUGGAGCGUAAUAGUAAUCAGGAAGUGAUCACAUCGAAUCAGCCCUCACUUAUCACGUAUGGAUAUUCGGACAGUUAG
Perkinsus marinus ATCC 50983 is the source of this 594-nucleotide messenger RNA. RefSeq names its product ubiquinol-cytochrome C reductase complex 14kD subunit, putative. Bases 1 to 594 code for a protein of 197 amino acids. The transcript has 3 exons. Gene Ontology annotation, biological process: mitochondrial electron transport, ubiquinol to cytochrome c. The record is from RefSeq and is a predicted model, not a curated record. NCBI's taxonomy places the organism in Eukaryota, Perkinsozoa, Perkinsida, Perkinsidae.